This is a messenger RNA of Cadophora gregata, 630 nucleotides long. RefSeq lists its product as uncharacterized. The transcript has a single exon. NCBI's taxonomy places the organism in Eukaryota, Fungi, Ascomycota, Leotiomycetes, Helotiales, Ploettnerulaceae. Bases 1 to 630 code for a protein of 209 amino acids. The record is from RefSeq and is a predicted model, not a curated record.
AUGAAGAUGGAUGGAACCAGCGAUACACAGUCCGACAAGCCUAGAAGUUCAGAACAUCCACCACCCUACCAACCAGCCUCGCAAGCUGCAUUUCCCACUCGCCCAAACAGUGAAGCUUCCUUGACUGAGAACCCGACUCAGCCAACUUCCGUUUCCCAGGAUUCAGACAGUUCAGCCAGUAGGGGAAGGGGGGUCCUAGUGUUUGUCGAAGGCGUUAUUCAAGACAAGAAAUCCAAACUUGUGAGCGCAAACAUCUUUUACCAUCAGGACUCAGCGCAACUGUACUCGUAUGGCAAGUACAUCGACGGCGAGUACACCUCGAACCAAGGCGAUCUACAUGUUGCAUGUAUCGACUCAGGAGUUGGGUAUCAAGAAUUAUCCCAUUAUUUAAUCAGCGGUAUUGUGAGGAACGAGCCAAAUUACAUCUCUGCAAAGGAGUGGAGAAAACUACCAAUUGACGUGGUGAAGAUCAUGGUGCUUUGGGAUGGUAUGAAAUGCAGCUAUUCCGAUGAAAACUGUACAACUACAAUGACGCUCAAGACAGAUGGUCAAACAAGAACGGUGUUGGCGAAGAUGAAGGAAAGGGGCUGGAAAGAUAGAUUUCAGGUUCAAUUCAGGAUUGUAGCGUGA